UCAUUUCCACCAUAAAAUCAAAAAAGAGAAAAAAAAACUUCUAUCAUUAUCUUCCCUUCCAUAUUCCUUACAACUCUCUCAACAUUAUUCACACAUCAUGUCUUUUUCCGUCGACGUAAGUCAUACUCCGGCCAACACAAACCUUCCUUUAAUCUCCGAAGAUCCACUUGUCAACCUCUCAGCCGUCCAAUCCCGAAUGGAUUCACUCCAUAAAUUCCUCUCAGAUUCAGUCAACUCCAAUACUUUACUUGGUCAACACCAAAUCAACAUGGUUUCCGAUGAAAUCACGUCAGCAAUUCAUCAAAUCAUCGUUAACGGUGCCGCUAUCUUAUCCUCAACCCAAUCACCAAAUCCGAUAUCGAAUCACAAAAGAACGUUUUCGGAAUUCGAUGAUCGGGGAGAUAGUUCUGAGGAUAAAGUGUCCGAGUUGAAAGUGGAAGAUGUUACGCGACAACAAUAUAUGAAAGCAAUAACAGCAGCAGAAGAAAACAACACACAGUUUUACGUGAAAAAUCCUCAAACAGAAGAAAACCCACGGCCAGACACCAACUCAGUCAGGUCCACAAAUGAUAAGAGACAACAAUAUAUGAAACCAACAACAACAGAAAGAAACAACACGCAAUUUUACGUGGAAAACCCUCAAGAAAAAGAAAACCCACGCCCAGUCAGCAACUCCACAAACUUAACAGAGGUUUUAGACGACGACGAAGAAGGGGAAAUUAUUGAACUGGAUGCAGUUGAGUUACUAGCUGAGCACAUCCACUUUUGUGAUUACUGUGGAAAAGGAUUUAAAAGAGAUGCGAAUUUACGUAUGCAUAUGAGAGCUCAUGGAAAUCAAUACAAAACACCAGAAGCAUUAGCGAAACCUGAAAAAAAACACAUCGAAUCGAGUUCGGGUAAUAAGACCAAGAGGUUUUCGUGUCCGUUCGUAGGUUGUUGUAGGAACAAAAUGCAUAAAAAGUUUAGACCGUUGAAAUCUGCGAUUUGUGUGAAGAAUCAUUUCAAGAGAAGUCAUUGUCCUAGGAUGUAUUCAUGUACACGUUGUAAUAAGAAGAGUUUUUCGGUACUUGCUGAUUUGAAAAGCCAUUUGAAGCAUUGUGGUGAGACAAAAUGGAAGUGUUCUUGUGGGACUAGUUUUUCAAGAAAGGAUAAGUUGUUUGGUCAUAUGGCGUUGUUUGAAGGACAUAUGCCUGCUGUUGAAGGGGAAGAGGAGAAUGUGGUAAUGGAUAUCAAAACCGGGUUGGAUAACGGGUUGUUGGAUAUAAGAACCGGGUCGGAUGAUGGGUUUUUGGAUAGGUUAAUGCUUGAUGAUGGGUUUGAAUCAAUUGACAGUUAUUGCUUUCAAGAUUUACUUGGAUCUUCUUCUCCAAAUGGUUUAAAUACUGUUAAUCAAGAUACUACUGGAUGGUUUGAUAGUUGAUAGUGCUGCUAUAUGUAUUUGUUGUUUCAGAGUACAUAUUUUGUAUUCUUUGUUUUAUAUCUUUCUAUCUAAUAAAAGAGAAUUGGUAUUUUAAAGA
Lycium barbarum (goji berry) is the source of this 1517-nucleotide messenger RNA. Its product is annotated as protein SENSITIVE TO PROTON RHIZOTOXICITY 2-like. Gene Ontology annotation, biological process: response to aluminum ion; response to acidic pH. The record is from RefSeq and is a predicted model, not a curated record. Lineage: Eukaryota; Viridiplantae; Streptophyta; Magnoliopsida; Solanales; Solanaceae. The transcript has a single exon. Bases 98 to 1420 code for a protein of 440 amino acids.